Capsicum annuum is the source of this 2364-nucleotide messenger RNA. RefSeq names its product fatty acid amide hydrolase. Gene Ontology annotation, molecular function: N-(long-chain-acyl)ethanolamine deacylase activity. The transcript is spliced from 19 exons. Gene Ontology annotation, cellular component: membrane. NCBI's taxonomy places the organism in Eukaryota, Viridiplantae, Streptophyta, Magnoliopsida, Solanales, Solanaceae. The record is from RefSeq and is a predicted model, not a curated record. The coding region runs from base 210 to 2126 and encodes 638 amino acids. Gene Ontology annotation, biological process: N-acylethanolamine metabolic process.
CCGCGUUUUAUUUUAGAUAAUAGUAGAAAUUUUGUACCGUAAAAUAAAGUAGCAGAGUCCUCCUGCAACUAAAAUUAAUAAAUUGGAUAUUGAAUAUUCUACUAACUCAACUACUAAACUCUAGUGUAAUUAAACAACUAAUUAUUCCACAAAACUAUAUUAGUAACACAUGUAACAUACAUACUGCAAUUCUUUGAAAGAUUUGAGUUAUGUUAUUGAGAAUAAUGGGGAACAAACGAGCGAUGAAACCGGCUAGUGAAGUUGACCUGAAGGCGGUGAAGUACAUAUCGGAGAGUAUUCAAGCUCCACAUUUGACUGGUUUGUGGUUCAAGUUAUUUGUGAAGCUGAUUGAAGUACCGGGUAUUGGAUCUUUGAUUGUGAAUUACCUCAAGAAUGAAAACAAAUUCGAUGAGAUACUGAAGUACACUGUCAUACCGGAGGGUCCUAUGUUUAAACCUGAAUUUCCUCCUCAAGAGCCAGAACAUGCUGUUGUCAGCCUGGAAGAAGACGUGAAACCUGAAGACCGGGUUGAGCUAGCCUUGAAGUGUCUUCCAGAAUAUGAUCCAGCUAGCAAUUGGUGUGGUGAUUCAACUGCAUCAUUUCGCUAUUGGAAGAUUCGCGAUUAUGCAUAUGCAUACAGAUCUAAGUUUACAACACCAUCUAUGGUUGCAGAGCGCUUCAUCUCAGCCAUUGAGGAGUUCAACAAUAAGAAUCCCACAGCCCCACUAUUAAUUUCUUUUGACCCUGACGAAUUAAGAAAGCAAGCUGCUGCUUCUACACAGAGAUUUGAACAAGGGAAUCCACUGUCAAUCUUGGAUGGGAUUUUCAUGGCUAUCAAAGACGACAUAGAUUGCUAUCCUCACCCUUCAAAGGGUAUGUAUUUUAAGUUUUCAUCAUCUUCGCACCGAGUCCUAUUGCCGGAUUUAGUUAUAUACUUAAUGCAAACAGGAGCAACUACAUGGAUUCAUGAGGUUCGUGAGGUAAAGAAAGAUGCGGUUUCUGUGUCAAGAUUACGAAAAUGUGGUGCAAUUUUUGUUGGAAAGGCAAACAUGCAUGAGUUGGGAAUGGGAACUACCGGAAAUAACGCAAACCAUGGGACUGCACGAAACCCACAUGAUCCAGAUAGGUACACAGGAGGGUCUUCCUCAGGCCCUGCAGCUAUUGUGGCUUCGGGACUGUGUUCCGCUGCUUUGGGGACGGAUGGAGGAGGUUCAGUUCGGAUUCCUGCUUCCCUUUGUGGUGUUGUGGGAUUGAAGUCGACAUUUGGUCGAACUGGCAUGACCGGGUCAAUAUGUGAGGAUAGCACGGUGGCAAUUAUUGGACCAAUCGCCACAACCGUUGAGGACACCAUACUUGUGUAUGCAGCAAUGUUGGGGUCCUGUCCUGCAGAUAGAAUCCCCUUGAGACCGCCCCUCCCUUGUGUACCAAAUUUCUCUUCACAAGAGAGCUUGCAAUCUGUGGAAUCACUGCGCCUUGGAAAAUAUACAGAGUGGUUUAAUGAUGUCUUCUCAACUGAUAUAUCUGACAAGUGCACGAAUGUUCUCAGACGGUUAUCACAAAAGCAUGGAUGCAAAACGAUAGAGAUUGUAAUACCAGAUUUGCAUGAGAUGAACAUAGCUCAUGUUGUUUCUAUUGGGUCUGAAUCAUUAUCUGCACUGAGUCCAGACUAUUAUGAUGGGAAAGGAGAGAGAUUGACCUACGAUACUCGCACCAAUAUGGCACUUUUUCGUUCAUUUACAGCAGCAGAUUAUGUUGCUGCUCAGCGGCUUAGACGGAGGUUAAUGUAUUUCCAUAUGGAGAUUUUCAAGAAGGUGGAUAUCAUUGUGACACCUACUACUGGCAUGGCAGCACCCAGAAUUUCACCAAGUGCUCUUAAAGUUGGGGAGACUAAUUUGCAAGUUACAGAAAAUCUUAUGCGGUUUACAACAACAGCAAAUCUUCUCGGACUUCCUGCAGUUACUGUCCCUAUUGGUUACGACAAACAAGGGCUUCCCAUAGGUAUGCAACUCAUUGGCCGGCCCUGGUGUGAAGCUUCCAUUUUGCGUUUGGCUGCUGCAAUUGAGGAAACCUGUGCUGCGCCUGUGAAGAAGCCAGUGCAAUAUUAUGACAUUUUGAAAGGGAACUAGCAAUCAAGUUUACAUCCAUGGGAGCCCCGGGUAAACAGUAAUGUGACUCAUGAAGCUUAAGAAGACCUGGAUUCACUCAUCAAGAUUUUUACUCAUGAAGCUUAAGAAGACCUGGAUUCAUUUAUCAAGAUUUUGGUGAUUCAUAGAAACCAAUUUUUUCUUUUCCCAGAUGAUCUUGAAAUUGAAUGUACUUAACUUGAGGUACUACUUUAUGAAAUAGUGAUAAUAUUUCCCAAAA